Messenger RNA from Penicillium macrosclerotiorum, 1899 nucleotides. Its product is annotated as fungal specific transcription factor domain-containing protein. Gene Ontology annotation, cellular component: nucleus. Bases 1 to 1899 code for a protein of 632 amino acids. Gene Ontology annotation, molecular function: DNA binding; zinc ion binding. Lineage: Eukaryota; Fungi; Ascomycota; Eurotiomycetes; Eurotiales; Aspergillaceae. The transcript is spliced from 5 exons. The record is from RefSeq and is a predicted model, not a curated record. Gene Ontology annotation, biological process: DNA-templated transcription.
AUGGUUUUUAGGCAAGACGGGACUCAGUAUAUGAACCCAACCCAUUGGCAAACCGUGCUGAAUCAAAUCGCGGAGGUGAAGGAAUAUCUCCAAAUAACUCAAGAUUCCUCCCCAGAAGAUGAACAGGAAGAAUUUUCUGCGCCGCAGAUCUCUGGCCCAGUUCUCCUGCUUGGAAACACUUUUUCACCUACCAAAAACGAUCUGCUGGGCACAUUACCUUCGCGGCCAGUAGCAGACCGGUUGAUAUCGCUGUAUCUGAACUCAAAGGAAUCCAGCCUUGUUCUCAUGCAUGUUCCAACAUUCACAAAAGAGUAUGCCGAGUUUUGGAAAACCCCGGAAACAGCAUCUAUCAACUGGCUUGCGUUCUUAUUUAGCAUUCUAUGCGCUGGCGCAGGUUUGCAACUCUUCUCAACAGCCGGACGAGAAGAUGGUAAACUCGCCGAAACAUUCGCUGAGUACCACAGGCUCGCCUCACAAUGUUUGACCAUGUCACAUUACACAUCACCCGGUAGAUACACGAUGCAAACUCUCGUUCUUAGUGUGGCUAUGGAAAUAUUGCGGAGUCCAGAUAAUCAUCUUGGUCCCUCAGUUCUACUUGGAUUAGCCACUAGGCUGGCAAUCCACAGUGGAUAUCAUCGAGAUUCCAAGCACUAUCCUAAGAUCUCUGCAUUCGAUGGAGAGAUGCGCCGCCGAGUCUGGAUGAUUCUCCGCCUUCUAGAUCACUAUAUCUCUCUUCAAGCAGGCCUUCCACCGACUACAGCUCAAGCACAAUCUGAUACCCAAGAACCCCGAAAUCUAAAUGACACAGAUUUGGAUCCGUUGACGACAUCAUUGCCGCCUCCUAGGCCAGAGACUGAAAUAACGCCCAUUCUAUUUCCCGCGGUUCUCAACCGGAUCAUGUUUGCUGAUGCAGAAAUCAUCAGCAAGGUCUGCUCUGCAAGGGGAAUCCCCUAUCAAGAAGUCCUGCAUCUCGACAAGAAGCUUAAAGAGCUUCAUGCAACUGUUCCUCUUCCGCUUAAAUUCCGUACCUUGACUGAAUCAAUCGCAGAUUCACCGAAUUUGAUUAUGGACCGCUACAACAUUAAUCUCAUGUAUCAAAAAGCACGCUGUGAUCUUCAUCGGCGGUAUCUUGCCCAACAGCGCUUGAAUCCCACAUAUGCUUAUUCUCGAAAAGAUUGCCUGGAUGCUGCACGAACAGUUCUCCAACAUCAGUCUGAUAUAUUCGACGCGAGCAGUUUAGGAGGGCAACUGGGUUAUACUUCUUUUUUCUUCUCGCCUAUUGUCGCUGUACACUUCCGUUCAGCAGCUAUGAUCAUUUUAUUAGAGAUUUCGUGCCAAUCUCGCUUUGACCUGAAACAGAAUCUAUCUUCCAGUCAGAGACAGACUACAUUGGAAGAAAGACGGAAGCUUUCUCGGGAAAUUGAGCGAGCUUAUAAUAUCUGGAAUGAGCUGCGCCAUCAGUCUAGAGAAGCUCAGAAGACUGCCGAGGCUCUUCAUAUCAUGUUGAAAGUCUCAAGUAACCAUAUGCAACAUGGAGAAACACCCGAGCAAAUUCCCUCUCUGGGUGAAAAUCUGAGCAUACAACUGACAUCUGGGAAUUUUGAACACAUUGCAAAUCAAGAGCCUCAUACAGCCCAGGGUCUAGAGUACCAGAGCCCCUCCACAAGUUUGGAUACCGAAAUCACAUCAUUGGACGUCGACUUAAUGGAUGCAUCUUUCUACUUUGGCCAAGACGCGGCUCCUGAAUCCAGUGGCAUGGAUUUUUCCGGCUCGACUGAUGUCGUGGACUUUUAUAAUCGAUAUUGGAACAAUCUCAUGCUCUUGGGAGGAGACCAGUCAAUACUUAAUCCGAGCAUCGAUGAGGGCAAUCUGGAAAGCAUUGGGCAGGGCUUUUGGUGA